Molecule: messenger RNA, 1104 nt
Organism: Armigeres subalbatus
Lineage: Eukaryota; Metazoa; Arthropoda; Insecta; Diptera; Culicidae
Exons: 4
Coding region: 1-1047 (348 amino acids)
Source: RefSeq, a predicted model, not a curated record
AUGGGUCGUCCGUGCAAAAGACGUGCAGCUGCCCGGCAGCGUGAGGCACAGAAGAAAAUCAAGGUGAAUAUCGAUGAUCCACUAGCCUGGACCUUUCAGGAUCCGUGGAGGACCGUCCAAGAGGUAUAUCAAUCAAAUUCAGUAGUGCAGGAUGUCACACAACCGACAGCACCGAUCGCUGUGCCGGAGAAUGUUUUUCCGCUGCCUCCGGAGCCAUCACCAUUGCCAGAAAUACCGAUGCCUGAAACGGAAAUCCAGCCGAGCUCCGCAGUUCGUCCAAUGCUGCUGAAUGAAUCGCUGAUGCUGUCAGAUUCCUGUUUUUCGUCAUCCACAUCUGCACCGCUUUCCGCUCUUCCGUUAGAUCCAAUGGCAUUGCGACAGGAGUUAGAUGGGCCAUCAUUAGGAGUAUUCCCGGUAUUGGGAGAGGAACGACCGGUUUCAUUUGAACCCCGAUUUGAAUCAUCUGCGCGGCCACAUGAUUAUAUCCCACAUUCGACGGACACGUCGGCCACAGGAUUGCAUACCACAUUCGACGGACACGACAGUAGCACUACCCAGGAAUUAACUGUUGGCUCCAUGCCAGUAUUAGGACCCCUAAGUACAUUUGGUUGUGCGAGUGGAACGGACCGUUCAACUGUUGGAACGCAUAAAACAACACCUCAGAAUAUCAAUCUGGUUCGUUCAAGUACCCUAAUAGUGGAAAUUCCUGGUCUACCUGCGGGGAAAGUGUGCAACACAGGUCUAGACUGCUACUGUGCUGCAUGUCUGAAAUGGGAUACCGUGGCCACCAAACCAGCAUAUAGCACGAACAUCGAACGUAUGUCGGUUGAGGAAUCAAGUGAGGCCGUAUCGAUGAAGAAGGUUUACGGUACGCUUCGCAACAUGAAAGCCACUUGUCGAUUUAUCAACAAAUCGAAAUGCACAUUGCGUCCUGGAAAAAAAGUGCUACGAAAGGUGUCCAAACAUAUUUCAGUAAAGAGGUAUAGAAUAAGGAACGUUAGGGUAAGUGUGCCAGUGGUGGAUGUACUAUUAUUAAUGAUUAUUUAAAUAAAGUUAAUAAAGACAUGAUGUAGUGAAAGCGUUCUACUUCGGUAACAUUGUUUA